CCUCCCAGCUCGGGGUUGCAUCAUGCCUGGGAACUUUGCUCCAAUGAGACACUCGCUUUGUGCUCUGUGGAGGGAGCGACGCGCGCGCAGGGCUGCCGCCGCCACGACGGGAUUCAAACCCACGCAUCCACGGCGAUCACACGGACGGGAUCACCUGCGGAGAGCAGCGCCGCGUCUUUACGCUGGAUUUGCCCCCCCCGUGGACGUCGUGUACGCUGCUGCGGGCAUCUGGGAGGGAGACAGAGGACGGGACCCUUGGAGCCGAAACAGCAACAAUGGACUGCGUUUCCACGCGGAGCCCAGACUCGGAGCCGCGCCGCGCGCACGCGCGGGAUUCGAGCGAGUCCGACGCGGUCCGCGUUUGCGUGUCGCGUUCUUAGACGGCGUUUACCGCGCAGCCGGAGCCCGCGAUGCCCGCAAGGAACAGGUACAACCUGGUGGACGACGUGGCGGACUCCAGGGUGCCGCUGCACAACGAGGAGGCGUAUCAGCACGGGAUCCACUUCCAGGCGAAGUACGUGGGGAGUCUGGACGUGCCCCAGCCCAACAGUCGCAUGGAGAUCGUGGCAGCCAUGAGGAGAAUCAGGUAUGAAUUCAAGGCCAAGAACAUCAAGAAGAAGAAGGUCAGCAUCGUUGUGUCUGUGGACGGAGUGAAGGUGAUGAUGAGGAAAAAACAGAAGAGAAAAGAAUGGACAUGGGAUGAAAACAGGAUGCUAAUCAUGCACGACCCAAUAUACAGGAUUUUCUACGUCUCUCACGACUCCCAGGACCUGAAGAUCUUCAGCUACAUUGCAAGAGACGGCUCCAGCAACUCCUUCCGGUGUAACGUCUUCAAAUCGAAAAAGAAGACACAGGCCAUGCGCAUUGUGCGGACGGUGGGUCAGGCCUUUGAGGUGUGCCAUAAGCUCAGUCUGCAGCACGCGGAGCAGGAGGCCGACGGACGGGCGGACGGAGAGAGCGACAAGUCCACGGAGGAGCCCGGCAGUAAAGGUUGUACACCGUCCAGAACCGAUGGAGGGGCCGAGGAUGAGGAGAGCAGACGAGGAGGAGGACAAGGAGAAGACGCUCCCACCGGAGCAUCGCUGUGCGAAAAGGCCGUCAGUGAGAUCCUGCAGAGUCUGGCUGAACUGAACGUGGUCAAACCCGGACAGACCGUCAUAGACUUAAACCAGAGGUCCCUCUUCACCGUGACAUCACAGGGUGUCACUCCCAGCAGCCCUUGCUCCUCGGCUCUCACCCCGCUGGCGUCGCAGCACUACCUCCAGCUCCUCCAGCAGCAGCUGCAGCAGCAGCAGCAGCACACGCAGGUGGCCAUCGCUCAGGUGCAGCUGCUGAAGGAUCAGAUGGCAGCGGAGGCCGCCGCUCGUAUGGAGGCGCAGGCCCGCGUGCACCAGCUGCUGCUCCAGAACCGGGACCUGCUGCAGCACCUGGCCCUGCUCGUGCAGCAGCUGAAGGAGCUGGAGGCUCGCUCCCCGAAAGCGGCCAACAGACACAGCGCGCCGCUGCCGUGCAGCCCAGUUCCCACGUCGGCAAAGUCCCUGUCUCUGAACCUGAAGAACCACUACAGCCAGGCCCUGGAGCAGCUCAUCACCUCCACGUCCCUGUGGCAGAGCCAGAGCUCGCAGCUGGACCGCGCCGAGGCCUACCUCAACCUGCUCAACCUGGAGGCGCCGGCCAACGGGGACCUGGACCCGUUCGGACGGGCCGACGGGUCGGCGGGCGGCGCCGGGAGCUCCUGCGGCGAGGUCGUCCCGUUCACGCUGAGAAACGCGGCCAGCGUGGAUGAAAAGUGCAAACACAUGAUUCCCCGACUGGAUCCUCCUCCACCGUCCCUGAACCGCAAGCGCGCCAGCAGGACCCUGUCCCCGGGCUCCGACGCCCUGGCGCCGGCCACGCCCGGGGACCCGGCGGGCCCCGAGGCGGCGCCCAGCCGCAGCAGCAGCCUCUCCUUCCCGGACGUCACCCCCGGCUCCGUGUCCUCCGCCGACUUCCACUCGCUCAGCAACGGCGAGAGCAGCUCGUGCUCGGCCAGCGAGGACUCGGGCGUGCGCUCCGAGACCAAGUCGCUGCUGCUGUCGCCGCUGCGCGACGACGACGACGACCCCUUCGGGGACCGCGGGACGUUCCUGACGGCCUCCAGCGGCCGCGCCAGUCCGCUGGAGGACCGAGGCGAGGCCGCGCUCUCGCCCCCGGAGCCGCUCGUCCUUCCGCUGCCGGACAUGUGCGACCACCCGCUGCCCUUCUCGUCCCCCGUGAACGAUACCUGUCUUCACAUCAGCUUCUCUGAGGAUGAGCUGCUGGAGAGCGGCCAAGAAGACACUAAUGUCCCCCAGUGGAGUCAGGCCUGAGCUGAUGGUCCCCCGGAGGCCUCUCCCUGUGCUUUCCAAUUAACUAUAAAUGCAAUACUUACCGUCAGACCCUCCUAUGUUUGCACUGGGCUCCAUUUCGGGACCUUUAAUUUUUCCGGCCACUUGUGACACAGUUUAGACAUAGUUGAUGAAAAAUAAUAUUGUAUAAAUUAUUAGCCGAUAGACAUAUUUAGUAUUUUUGUAAUGAAAUGAAUGCUCGGGUUCACUUGUUAGUGUCUAGAAUGUUGAGCAGAGUCCAUGUAGCAACUGAUGCACUGUCAAACUUAGACAUUUAUUGUAGAGUUCAGAGCCAAUGAGGGAACACGUUUUAUUUUUGCUAGUAGUCGUCAUCAAAUCCUAAUUUUAUAUGAUAGCGCUUUGUUGUGUCGCGGACGGUUGUGGAAGUGCUGUUUUCUGCAUGAUGUUGGGAGGAGCCUUGUCUUCUGGGAAGCGACGGGGGGGAAAGAAAGGAACAAGUAAAGUCAUUAAAGGGACAGAGGCUAGAAACGAGUGUAGGUUUAGUUUUAGUGCACACGUCCUCGUGUGAUCAGAGUCGACGGCUUUAGAGCGUUUCGUCCUACUUGUAUUUUGGUUUUGUCAGAACUAAGAGGUGCAGAAAGGUUUUGUGAAAUAAUAUAGAGGGUUUUAUGCUCGUAACAAGGUGUCAAAAUCAAGUUAAGGCAGUUUUUUCUACUACUUAAUAUGUGCAGUAGUAACUUCAGUACCGGAAAAGGAUGAUGUUAGGAAGAACUAACAGCAGAUUGAAUAAAAUUUAAACAAAAAAACAUACCUAUGUUGAAACAACGUAGCAUAGUAAUAUAAUAAUAAAGGCAUUCUUAAUAAUAACCUGUAAGCAGGUAUAAUUGAUAAAUGCAGGCGAGAGAGCGAGAAAGCAGCCGAGGUAUGAGAAGAGGGGGGGGGUCACGGUGCAGCUGUGAAACGCCUGCAGACGGCCUGAAGUGAGGCUUUUCCCAACAUCACGUGGCAGCAAAUUCACAGGAAGUGAAAUGCAUAAUAAAGUAUAGUAGAAGAAGAA
Molecule: messenger RNA, 3384 nt
Organism: Betta splendens (Siamese fighting fish)
Lineage: Eukaryota; Metazoa; Chordata; Actinopteri; Anabantiformes; Osphronemidae
Product: carboxyl-terminal PDZ ligand of neuronal nitric oxide synthase protein
Exons: 11
Coding region: 411-2348 (645 amino acids)
Molecular function (GO): nitric-oxide synthase binding
Source: RefSeq, a predicted model, not a curated record